AUGGAUCGCUUCGCCGAACAAUUAUUUGGCAAGCAGGACCAGUCGUCUCGCGCUCGACUGCCAGAGGAGCCCAGUUUCAUGGAAACAUUCGCCAAGAACUUGGCCAAGUCUGCUGCAAAAUCCGCUGCCAAACGAGCCAUGGGCCAGUCCUCCUCUGAGAAGCGAACCCGCGAUUGGGCUCGGGGUACUAGUAGCAACCAGAUUAACCCUGAGGACUUUCGCGGCGUUGCGGAGUUUGUCAUCGAUCUCAAGACCCUCAAGACAGAGCUGGAAGCCAUGUCGAGCACCAUCAUUUCUCUCAAUGCGCGGGGCGCCAGUCACCGCGACUGCGAGUUCUACGAUCGCUUUGUUCGAAAGGGCGGGAGACUGCAGGAUGUGAUCGGAAGCACAUUGGGUCAGAUCAGGGGAUUGCAGGAUGGGGACACUGAGGCGGAGGAGAGGAGACGAAAGAGGGAUAGCAGGAGAAGGGAAAAGAGGUGA
Molecule: messenger RNA, 480 nt
Organism: Fusarium graminearum PH-1
Lineage: Eukaryota; Fungi; Ascomycota; Sordariomycetes; Hypocreales; Nectriaceae
Exons: 2
Coding region: 1-480 (159 amino acids)
Source: RefSeq, a predicted model, not a curated record